AGCUCGCAGAUCGCUUUCUCACAACAGUUCCCGUAGUAGCAGAUGCACAGAAUCAAAGGAUGGGACAGAACCUAUCCGACCACCCUCUAGCCAUUCCAGAUAAUCGUCUUCAGAUCUUAAUCAACCAGAUCAAAGACUACCAGAUAACUCAUGGCUCUCUAAUAAAACUUCUGCCAGGGGUAAAUAAUAAUGAGGAAUCGCCUGUGCAGUCUGUUCCAGUCGGUGUUGCAGUAUUUCCAACUCCAUGGCCGCGAGAGCUGUUCGAGCGAGCUACGGAGAUUCAGCAGGCCUUCAAUGAGCUGUACAUACGGAUUUCGGAGGAUCCCAAGUGGUUGGGCGAUGUACUAGUAGAUCUACGACGAUCGGAUAGUUUCACACAGAAGCUAUGGAGAAUAUGGGAAGCUGUGAGCGAAGAGCAGAAGGGCGAGGAAGGCCGCACGAAUCUAGGCAUUUUCCGGAGCGACUACAUGCUACAUGAUAGAAGGGGAGACGGACAAGAGCUCGAUAUCAGGCAGGUUGAAUUUAAUACCUUUUCCGUGGCCGGUGGUACGCACGGGAACAUAGUAGGGAAUAUGCAUCGGCACCUUUGUCGGACUGGCGCGUUUGAUGCCGAAAACACCACGGCAGGCAAGACGAACCAGUGCAAGCUCGAAAACCUUCCAAUCAACGACACCAUCAAGGGCAUAGUCGCGGGUCUGAAAGCCGCACACGAGGCAUACGGCCCAGCAAGGAGCUCAGAUGUCUCAGCAACGGCAAUGCUUAUGGUCGUGCAACCCCACAAUAUCAAUAUCUGCGAUGAACGUCCACUAGAAUACGCACUAUGGGACCAGAGUCCCUCUAUACCCUGCUACCGUGUCGUCUUCAGCGACGAAGUUUUGGAGCGAACCUCUCUCACGGCCGACAAGCUUCUUCUGUACCACCCACCGCAUACCGCCCAGCCCGUCGAGAUCUCAGUCGUGUACUUCCGCGCCGGAUAUGACAUGCACGAAUACACCGAUGCCGGCAUCAAAGCCCGAUACCUACUCGACCGCAGUCGGGCUAUCAUAUGCCCCUCGAUCCUGAGUCAUCUUGCGACGUUCAAGAAGGUCCAGCAAGCGCUCUGUGUGCCUGGCGCUGUGGAGCGUUUUCUGCCAGACGAGAAAGCUAGGCUUGUGAGAGCGACGUUCAGUGCUAUUCUGCCUAUGGACGAGGAGUCUAGGCUGGGCCAAUAUGCGAGGGAGCUUACGCAGGAUUCCGUGAGGGCAAUCGAUUACAUCCUCAAGCCUUCUCUCGAAGGUGGCGGGCAUAACGUGUAUGGGAUCGAUAUUGUGCCGUUCUUAGCGAAGGUGCAUAAACGGAGAUGGGCGCAGUACAUCCUCAUGGAGUGCAUACGACCGCCGAAGAUAGACAAUAUCUUGUUGACUGGGAGAGGCGUAUAUCAAGGACCAGUAGUUAGUGAGUUAGGCAUGUUUGGCACAUGUUUGUGGAUGAGUGAUGUUGGCGACGGCGUCGAGAUCUUGCGAAACGAAUGCGCGGGUUGGAGCUUCAAGACGAAGGCUGCGGACGUUGACGAGAUGAGCGUGGUAAAAGGAUAUGGUUGCUUUGACUGUCCUUAUCUGACUGUCUAGUUCAAUCACCAUCCUGAAAUCUUAGUCGACGAGAUCUCAAGAUGCGCCGUUCGUAUAGGCUAUGCACAGCUAUAAAUCUGCAUAUUGGCCCUGGAGCAGGCUA
Molecule: messenger RNA, 1710 nt
Organism: Pseudovirgaria hyperparasitica
Lineage: Eukaryota; Fungi; Ascomycota; Dothideomycetes; Acrospermales; Acrospermaceae
Product: glutathione synthase
Exons: 1
Coding region: 60-1607 (515 amino acids)
Biological process (GO): glutathione biosynthetic process
Cellular component (GO): cytosol
Molecular function (GO): glutathione synthase activity; ATP binding; glutathione binding
Source: RefSeq, a predicted model, not a curated record